This is a messenger RNA of Polychytrium aggregatum, 1140 nucleotides long. RefSeq names its product mitochondrial carrier. NCBI's taxonomy places the organism in Eukaryota, Fungi, Chytridiomycota, Chytridiomycetes, Polychytriales. Bases 99 to 1043 code for a protein of 314 amino acids. Gene Ontology annotation, biological process: mitochondrial ADP transmembrane transport; mitochondrial ATP transmembrane transport. Gene Ontology annotation, cellular component: mitochondrial inner membrane. The record is from RefSeq and is a predicted model, not a curated record. The transcript has 3 exons. Gene Ontology annotation, molecular function: ATP:ADP antiporter activity.
GACCGGCGGCGGAUAGAUAUAAAGCCCGCGACAGGCCCGGCACGCCGCUUUCCUCCUCACCCUUUUUCCUUUCGUUUUACGAGAUCCGAUUCGAAAAAAUGUCUGGUGCCCCUGUCAAGAAGAAGACCAAGACUCCCGCCGAGUUCGCCACCGAUUUCCUCCUCGGUGGUGUUGCCGCCGCUGUCUCCAAGACCAUUGCUGCUCCCAUCGAGCGUGUCAAGCUCCUCAUCCAGAACCAAGAUGAGAUGAUCAAGAGCGGCCGUCUUGCUACUCCUUACAAGGGCAUCGUCGACUGCUUCGGUCGUGUCAUCAAGGAGGAGGGUGCCGGCUCCCUGUGGCGUGGUAACCUUGCCAACGUCAUCCGCUACUUCCCCACCCAGGCCUUGAACUUUGCUUUCAAGGAUUACUUCAAGCAGCUCUUCGGCCAGAAGAAGGAGAACUACGCCGCCUUCGUUGCCGGCAACAUCGCCGCCGGUUCCGCCGCCGGUGCCCUCUCUCUCUCGGUUGUCUACUCCCUGGACUUUGCCCGUACCCGUCUUGCCAACGACAACAAGUCUGCCAAGAAGGGCGGUGCUCGUCAGUACGCUGGCCUCGUUGAUGUCUACAAGCAAACCAUUGCCACCGAUGGUGUUGCUGGUCUCUACCGUGGUUUCGGCAUUUCCCUCGUUGGUAUCAUCAUCUACCGUGGUCUCUACUUCGGCAUGUACGACUCGAUCAAGCCCCUGGUCCUCACUGGCGAUAUGAAGAACUCUUUCCUCGGCUCCUUCAUCCUCGGUUUCGGUGUUACCAACGUUGCCUCCCUGCUCGCCUACCCCGUUGACACUAUCCGCCGUCGUAUGAUGAUGACUGCUGGUACCGGAACCAAGUACAGAUCCGCCCUGGACUGCGCUGGCCAGAUCCUCAAGAACGAGGGCUUCUCGUCCUUCUUCAAGGGUGCUGGUGCCAACAUCCUCCGUGCCAUCGCCGGUGCCGGUGCCAUCUCUGGCUACGAUCAGCUCCAGCUCAUCAUGUUCGGCAAGGCCUACUCCGGCGGCUCCGGUUAAAUUGCCUCCUCCUGGUUGUCAAUAGAUCUGGUCUCUCUGGUGUUUUGGGUUUGCGGCCACUCGGCCGAAGUGCAAAUAUAGUUCAUUCUCAUAGCCA